AUGCCUUGGGCAGAACUUGGAGUUUCUCGCGGUGAAGCGAGAGGUGAAGGCAGGCAUGUACCGCUUGAGUUCCUACCUCAUUGCACAGCACUUGAUACAGAUUCCUUUGUUUUGCUCAGCGCGGUCGCUUUAACCUUCAGUGGGUAUGGUAUGUGCGGCUGGAACUGGCAUGCCUAUGGCAUUAUGGUGAAGCAUUCCCUGACGCUCUUCAUUUUCGAUUGCGCUGCGCAGCUGUUUGCCGUGACCUUCCAGCAACCACUACUCGGACUUUUUCAGGUCAUCUGCCUUUGGUUUGCCAGCUUCCUUUUUGCCGGCGUUCUGGUUCCCGAGGAAGAUGUCGUUUGGCCGCUGCGCGCAUUUGCCAUUGUUUCGCCAAUGAAAUGGUCAAUCAAGGCGAUCGUGAAUGCUGAGAUGUAUGGGACAACCUUCGACGGUGCAGUGUUGGACAACAGUACUCGAGGAUUCAGCCGCCCAGGUGUCAGCGAGUUGGAAUGCUGGGGUGUGACUGGGGAACAGGUUUUGACAUCAAUAUCCCUGUCAAUUGCCAAGAAUGUCACGCCGCAGCGAGAGCUGGGCCAUGAUUGCAGCAUACUGGUCGCAAUUGCAGCGUUGUUCCGAUUUGCUUAUUCCUCGAUGGCCGCACUGCGAUGCCGUACCGGCAAGGCAGUGAAGAAACCCAAAGAAAUGUCAAGCCCGAAGCUGACGCCACAACGCUAG
This is a messenger RNA of Symbiodinium pilosum, 717 nucleotides long. Lineage: Eukaryota; Dinophyceae; Suessiales; Symbiodiniaceae. The record is from the annotation of a GenBank genome assembly.